Molecule: messenger RNA, 1560 nt
Organism: Lepus europaeus (European hare)
Lineage: Eukaryota; Metazoa; Chordata; Mammalia; Lagomorpha; Leporidae
Product: MAP/microtubule affinity-regulating kinase 3-like
Exons: 7
Coding region: 1-1560 (519 amino acids)
Biological process (GO): protein phosphorylation
Molecular function (GO): protein kinase activity; ATP binding
Source: RefSeq, a predicted model, not a curated record
AUGGAAGGCCCCUUGGACUUCCAUCCUCCUCUGGAUGGGUUCCGCUUCGUGGACGUGAUCGGCCGGGGCAGCUUCGGCCUGGUGAAGCUGGCCCGGCACCUGGCGUCCGGCAAAUACGUAGCCGUAAAGAUCCUCCUGCAAGACGCCUCUCCCAGCAGCCCGCUGUCCGCGCAGGGGGAAGCGGCCAUCCUGAGGAGCCUGCGGCACAAGAACAUCGUGCGGCUGCUGGCAGAGCGGCACACCAGGACGCACCUGUUCCUGGUCAUGGAGCUGGCGACCAAGGGCUCGCUGCAGAGCUAUGUGUUUGAGCAGGGCGGCCUGGGCGAGGCCGAGGCCAGGAGCCUGUUCGGCCAGGCGCUGGCCGCCGUGAGCUACUGCCAUGGCCAGCGUGUGGCGCACCGGGACCUCAAGCUGGGCAACCUACUGCUGGAUGCCCACCUGAACCUCAAGCUGGCGGACUUCGGGCUGAGCCUGCGGCUGGAGCAGGGCGCGCUGGUAAGGGGCUUCUGGGGGACCCCCGAGUACUGCGCCCCCGAGCUUUUCCUCGGGGAGGCCUACGACCCCUUUAAGGCCGACGUGUGGAGCCUGGGGGUGGUGCUGUUUGCCAUGCUGGCGGCCAAGCUGCCCUUCCGCGGCAAGGACACGGAGGAGCUGCAGGACACGGUGCUGUGUGGCUGCUACGUGCUGCCGCGUGCCGUCAGCCCGGCCCUGCAGGAGCUGCUGGCUUGGCUGCUCACUGUCGACGCCUCGGGGAGGCCCAGUGCGGAGGACGCCGGGACCCACUGGUGGUUCGGCCCUGGCCAAGAUGGCACGGGGACCGAGGGGACGCCAGGCCCUCAGCCCUGCAGCCCCGAGGCCCUGCCUGAGUCCUCACAGGGCGAGGAGCGCCGCUCCAUAGAGAAGGACGGCUUGUCUCUGGUGUCGGUGUCCUGUGACAGCAUGUCCGUCGACAUUUCCUCCGCACGAAGAGACUCCUCCGAGGCCUCCAGCCAGCCACAGCAGCAGUGGAACCGGGCUUCCAGCGCCGCCCCCGACUCCUCCCAGGCCUCCAGCCAGCCACAGCAGCAGUGGAACCGGGCUUCCAGCGCCGCCCCCGACUCCUCCCAGGCCUCCAGCCAGCCACAGCAGCAGUGGAACCGGGCUUCCAGCGCCGCCCCGGACUCCUCCCAGGCCUCCAGCCAGCCUCAGCAGCAGUGGAGCCCUGCUUCCAGCGCCGCCCCCGACUCCUCCCAGGCCUCCAGCCAGCCACAGCAGCAGUGGAGCCCUGCUCCCGGCGCUGCCCCUCAGCCAGCCUCCAAAGCGUCGCCCUCCAGCCCCAGCACCCAGAGCCUCAUCGACCUCCCUGAGCCAGAAGCCGCCGCAGCAGCCCAUGAGCCUGAGGACUCUGGGACCGCAGCCACCGCUGACACCACAGACACCAAGGCCAGCGCCCAGGGCAAGAGGCAGGGCCGGUGCGGGGUCGGCAGGAGGAUCCUCCGGUUCCUGCUGAGGGCGUGCUGCAUCCUGCCAUCCCGAGGGAGCAGCCCUGGCCUCCGCGGCAGCAGAGUGGUCCCCAAGUAG